This is a messenger RNA of Amaranthus tricolor (Joseph's coat), 2009 nucleotides long. RefSeq names its product putative cyclin-A3-1. Gene Ontology annotation, biological process: mitotic cell cycle phase transition; regulation of cyclin-dependent protein serine/threonine kinase activity. Lineage: Eukaryota; Viridiplantae; Streptophyta; Magnoliopsida; Caryophyllales; Amaranthaceae. The coding region runs from base 371 to 1504 and encodes 377 amino acids. The transcript has 8 exons. Gene Ontology annotation, cellular component: cyclin-dependent protein kinase holoenzyme complex; nucleus; cytoplasm. The record is from RefSeq and is a predicted model, not a curated record. Gene Ontology annotation, molecular function: cyclin-dependent protein serine/threonine kinase regulator activity.
CAAGCAUCCAAAGCUUGUUUGUUCACUUCUCAAAAUCUGAAAUUACGGAAAUUUCAAAUAAAUGUAGGCGCAAAAUCACCCGCCAUUUCCAAAUCUCUUGUUGAAUCUUGAUUCUUGAUUCCCUAAACAAUCUUUAAGACCCGCCAUUUCUAAAUCUCAAACCUAAACAAUUGCGGAAUUCCAUUUUAUCCCAAUUCCCAAUUUCAAAUUUCGAAACUACUCAUAUUGUUUUUUGAAUGUACUUUAAUGGCGCCCUUCAAGUCCUACAAAUUAUGAGUAUGACCUAUUCUUUCACUUCCAUUGUUUUUCUUCGUGUUCUUCUGCUGUUCUACUUGUUUUCUCUCUCUUGUUCCUCUCUCCUAAUUUAUCAAUGGCGAAUCAAGAGAAUUCUAUGAGGGUUACUAGGUCUAAGAAAAGAGCUUCGGAAGCUAUGGCUGAGAAUCAGCAACAACCCCAAAAGAAAAGGGUUGUUUUGGGUGAAAUUUCGUCGAAUAUUUUGGGGACUUCUACUGUACGGCCAUGCGUACAACCUCGUACAAGAGCUCGUUCUAGAAAAGCAACGAAACCAGUCAGCACUGCUCCGAUUCCAGUGUUGGAAACUACGCCGGAAGAGGAUGUUGUGAGUUUAGGAAAUGUUUCUUCUCAUGAUGUUGAUUCCAUUUCUGAUGAUCCUCAGUUGUGUGGAACCUAUGUUUCUGGGAUUUAUGAAUAUCUUCGUAACAUGGAGCAGCAAGAGAAGAGAAGGCCAUUGCCGGAUUACAUGCAGAAGAUCCAGAAAGACGUGAGUGCAAAUAUGAGAGGAAUACUGGUAGAUUGGUUAGUAGAACUUGCUGAAGAAUUCAGAGUCGUUUCAGAUACACUUUACUUGACUAUUUCCCAUAUUGAUCGAUAUUUGUCUUACAAACCUCUUAAUCGACAAAGACUUCAGCUUCUUGGUGUUUCUGCUAUGCUUAUUGCUUCGAAGUAUGAAGAAAUAGAUCCUAAACCCCUGGAGAAGUUUUGUGAUAUGACAGAGAAUACCUAUACCAAACAAGAGGUGGUAGAUAUGGAGGCUGAUGUGCUCAAAACCCUUAACUAUGAAAUGGGUAAUCCAACUCUAAAGACAUUCCUCAGGAGGUUCAAUAGAGUUGCUCAAGGAGACACUAAAAAUCCUAAUUUGCAAUUGGAAUUCUUGACUUACUACCUAGCUGAAUUGAGUUUGCUAGACUAUGGUUGUGUGAAGUUCUUACCUUCUAUGGUAGCUGCAGCAGUUGUUUUUCUUGCAAAGUUCACUAUUAACCCUCAAAUGCACCCUUGGGAUUUGGAAUUGCAAGAGUUCACUAGAUAUAAACCUUCCGAUCUAAAAGAAUGCGUUCUUCGGAUCCAAGACUUGCAACUAAAUAGACGAGGAGCGUCUUUGGUAGCUGUUAAAAACAAAUACAAGCAGCAUAAGUAUAAAUGUGUUUCGACAUUGACAUCCCUAUUGGAGAUACCUGCUUUUUACUUUGAGGAAGUUGCUAAAUGAUAGUUCCCUAGAAAAAGAGAUCUUUGCAUAUCGGUUCUUGCUGCCUUAAAAGCUCAUCGUAAAGUGUAGAAUGCUGCUAUCCCUAGAUCUACAUCAUUGCCUAAUUUUUCAAUCUUUCUGCACUCUUGAUGGUUGGAUAGCUAGUUUCAACUGUCAAAUGACUUUUGACGUCAAUUGGAAUCUUUAACACCGCCAUGUUUUUAUGAUCGAUGAAGCUAAAGAAGUUGGCUGUGGUUCUGUACAGUAGCAUGCUGCUUAUGUAAACUUAGAUGGUGACGGUAGGUGAUAUGUUUAGUGUACAAUUGAAAUCGACUGAACUCAGUGUUUGAUCGGAGUGUAUGACGAAUAGGAGUUCCAAUUUUGCCGCAUCUUGUUUUUAAAUGCUCUAUCAAUUGAAAUUCUAGAUCAUUUGUAAGAUUCGGUUCAUAUUACAUGAAAUUAGUAUACAUUUUGGAAUAUUCAAACUAAAGAUUCUUAAUGUAUGUGAUUAUGAUUUAUAGCCCUU